CCGUUGGUGUCUAUCCAUGACGGCCAAAACAUUCACGCUUCAAACAUCAUCCUAUUCUCCUUUAAAUUUCUAACCAUAUCUCCCUCUCCUCUUCAUGAUCCGAAAUGAAUAACUUCGAAAUCGAUCAUAAUCAACCUUCAGUGAAUAACCCUUUACCGGAGAAACCACCGGCGCCGGAGCCCUAUACAACUCCACCGCCGGUUGGUUAUCCGACCAGAGACACCGCCUUUGAUAAUCCUCCGGUGGAGACGAAGUCCAAGGGUGAUGGGUUCUGGAAAGGAUGUUGUGCUGGGUUAUGCUGCUGUUGUCUCCUGGAUGCAUGCUUCUGAAGCUUUGGAUUCCACGACGCCGUUCAUGUUCUGUUGUUUUUCA
Messenger RNA from Tarenaya hassleriana, 372 nucleotides. Its product is annotated as cysteine-rich and transmembrane domain-containing protein A-like. Gene Ontology annotation, cellular component: plasma membrane. The transcript is spliced from 3 exons. Lineage: Eukaryota; Viridiplantae; Streptophyta; Magnoliopsida; Brassicales; Cleomaceae. The coding region runs from base 105 to 329 and encodes 74 amino acids. The record is from RefSeq and is a predicted model, not a curated record.